This is a messenger RNA of Adelges cooleyi (spruce gall adelgid), 3192 nucleotides long. Its product is annotated as frizzled-2-like. Gene Ontology annotation, biological process: canonical Wnt signaling pathway; non-canonical Wnt signaling pathway. NCBI's taxonomy places the organism in Eukaryota, Metazoa, Arthropoda, Insecta, Hemiptera, Adelgidae. Gene Ontology annotation, cellular component: plasma membrane. Gene Ontology annotation, molecular function: Wnt-protein binding; Wnt receptor activity. The transcript has 2 exons. The record is from RefSeq and is a predicted model, not a curated record. Bases 442 to 2259 code for a protein of 605 amino acids.
AUCGGCGACGGACGGCGGACCAGAAGGCAUCAGACAAGGCAGUCGAUCGCCGGGUGUCCUCCAGUUAGCACGGUCGUCGUCGCCAGUGCACCGUGCGCCGCGGUCUUUACAACUGAAGUUAUCCGUUUGUACCUAUCUCGUUAUCAACGUUAAUUAUUACCGAACCGUUUUUCGAUAGUUUUCAAACGACUACAGACCGUGUUUAAAGGUGACGGUGUGCGUUUAUCGCGUUUUAAAGGUUCGCUGCUGGAAUUUAACGUGGAAUGGACCAAGGAUACCUACGUAUAUGAUAAAAAUACACUGUCCAUCGACCAUCGAUGACACGGAUCGGAGUUACGAUCAUGUUUUGGAUUUCAAGAUCGUCACGUUUCCUUUGUCAAGUUCGAGAGUAACGAUAUAUAUUUUUAAUUGAACAAGUACAUAUAUACCAAAGCUACAACCAUGUCACCCGUCGUAACGUUGGCACUGUUAUGCAUCACCAUCAGCUGUGUGUUAUGCAACAUGCAACCGGUACCGGUUACCAAUGCAGCGGCCAUUCCGGGUGGACGUUGUGAAGAAAUCACCAUACCCAUGUGCAGAGGUAUCGGCUACAAUAUGACCUCCAUGCCGAACCCACUAAACCAUGAAACUCAAGAAGAAGCUGGUAUGGAAGUCCAUCAGUUCUGGCCGCUCGUAGAAAUCAACUGCUCUGCUGAUCUUAAAUUUUUCCUGUGUUCCGUUUAUACGCCGAUAUGCAUCGAAGAAUAUCAACGGCCUUUGCAAGCGUGUCGAAGCGUAUGUGAACGGGCCCGAGACGGUUGCUUGCCGCUUAUGCAGAGUUACGGAUUUGUGUGGCCGGAAAAGAUGCAGUGUGAUAAGCUACCGGUACACGGUGGUCCAGAACUCUGUAUGGCCCAAGACGUAUAUGAACAGCAAGGACCAGCGAAGCCUACAAAGAAACCGACCGGAUCAACUGGAAAAUGUAAACCUGGCAGCAAGGCAAAGGGAUGCGAAAAGUUUAUGUUCGACGACGAUUGCGAGUGUAAGUGUAGGCCACCUUUGGUACCCAUUGAAAAAGAAUCGUUGCGGUACAACAGGACUGGAGUGUCUGUGGCGGGUGUAGACAAUUGCGCCAUGCCGUGCCGAGGCGUUUUAUUUACUGAAGACGAAAAAGACUUUGCAUCGUCUUGGAUUUUUCUGUGGUCCAGUAUUUGCUGCGUGACCACCUUGAUGACUCUGACUACGUACACGAUCGACCCACAGAGAUUCAAGUAUCCGGAAAAGCCUAUAGUGUUCUUGUCAGGCUGUUACUUGAUGGUGAGUUUGGGAUUUUUGAUACGAGUUUAUGCGGGCCAUGACGCGGUCGCGUGUGAACCCAAUGGUUCUGUCAAAUACAAUGCAUCCGGCCCCACACCGUGCACUUUGGUCUUUCUACUCCUAUAUUUCUUCGGUAUGGCUUCUUCCAUAUGGUGGGUGAUACUGGCGUUCACGUGGUUCCUGGCAGCAGGCCUGAAAUGGGGCAAUGAAGCGAUCGCAUCUUAUUCGCAAUAUUUCCAUUUAGCAGCAUGGUUAAUACCGACUGUCAAGUCACUCGGUGUGCUGGUUAUGUCGGCCGUGGACGGAGAUACGUUUGCCGGGGUAUGCUACGUAGGCAACCAAAAUACUGAUAAUUUGAAAAUGUUCGUGUUAGCGCCGCUAAUCGUUUACUUGGCGUUGGGCGUUUCGUUUCUACUGGGAGGCUUUGUUUCGCUGUUUCGCAUCAGGAACGUAAUCAAACAACAAGUUGGCCGAAGUAAGGCGGACAAGCUGGAAAAACUAAUGAUUCGCAUUGGAGUAUUCAGCGUACUUUACACCGUACCGGCAUCCGUGGUCAUCGGCUGUUACUACUACGAGGCCAGAUACAUGGCUGAUCGAAUCGCUCAUUUUGCUUGUCCCUGCGCCGACCCUGAUCCGGACACCAAGCCCGUGUACACCAUGCUAAUGCUCAAGUAUUUCAUGACACUAGUUAUGGGCGUCACGUCCGGUGUAUGGAUAUGGUCUGGAAAAACCGUAGGCUCGUGGAAAAGACUGUCGCGACGAUUGUUCGGUGGCGGAAGCGGGCGGUCAGCCAAAGGAGGACCUAACCCGGUGUUGAUCAAUCCGGGAAAGCAGCGAAAACAACUGCAGUACAUGCCGGCACCAUCCAUCCCGGGAAGUACGCUGCCUUCGUCCCAUCACUUGGCGCCUUCUUCCAGCCUACACCACCACAUUAUCAAACAGGCGCCUCUUAGCCACGUAUGACAUCAGUACGCUACUCCUGCCAUGAGUUACGAACAACCAGACCCGUCCGAUGACAUGAUGCCCUCCACUACCGGGCUCAGUGAUUACGGACCACUUUAAACUGGUUGGGCAGGAUGGCUCUCAUAAUAAAAAAAUUGAUCUCUAUGUAUUCAUAAUGAACUUAGAAAACCACUGUGUGGCUAGAAUAAAACUAUUACAUAGUUUUACACUAAUGCAGUUAGACAUCUAUAAGCAGAACUUACUAUUUCCACAACGAAUAUCAUAUAAUUGUACCUACCACAAUAUCUUUCUUUACUGAUUUGUAAGCAAAUACUUGCAGUGGAACACAGUAGCGUUCAUCUCCUCAGGCCUGUAGAUUUCUUUUCUGGUGCUUUCCAAACACAAUGAUUAUUAUUGUAAAUAACUUUAGAUGUAAGACGCGUAUACUAGUCCUAGUAGUUAAGUUAUGAAUGUUUUUUUGUUAUACUAGCGGUAAGGAACCCUUUAAUUUUGUAAUUAAUAUAAAAAGAAAAAACGACUUUCGGUUAUUCGGCGAUGACUAUAAUUAUAUAUCUUUUUAACCGUUUUUUUUCUUGUGAAGAACAAAAAUGAAAAAAUACAGGUUGAUUGCUGUAAGAAGCAGUUGUGCAAUAUACUAUUACAGCGUUGUUUUAAAAAUACGCCAAUUUGUCUAAAAUCUAAAUGUUUGUAAACUAUUAUGUUUUUUUUUCUUUUUGACUUGUUAAGUCCUUGUACUGCCCGCUAAAACAUACGGUAUACGUAACCCUUAAGUGAUAAUAAUAAAUAAUAAUAUUAAUAAUUAUAUACUCGUAAGUUUGUUUACGUGUAUUUUUCGUGUACAAAUUAUUUAUACUAUUUAUUAUAAUAUUAUUAUAUAAUAUAUAUUUAUUUAUUAUAUAAAUACAACUAUGUAGCAAACAUAUACCUACUGUA